Aspergillus oryzae RIB40 is the source of this 381-nucleotide messenger RNA. RefSeq lists its product as uncharacterized. Lineage: Eukaryota; Fungi; Ascomycota; Eurotiomycetes; Eurotiales; Aspergillaceae. Bases 1 to 381 code for a protein of 126 amino acids. The record is from RefSeq and is a predicted model, not a curated record. The transcript is spliced from 2 exons.
AUGAAGCCGGGUGCUGGACCCGGUUGUCUUCCCUGUCAUAGUCAUGAUCAGCCCAGCUUCCCAGAGCCAGUUACCAUCGUCAGUCGCUGUGCCGUUUUCGAAGACCCCUCGGUGACCAAGGGAGAUCGGUCUGUCGCUCUUCAUCUACUGGUGCUCUGUCAACCUCCACUGGAAGGGGAUAGAGGAGGGGCGAACCAAACUGCCGGGCCCAAGACGCGUCCCCUUCUCGCACCAAACUUGCCUUGGAACCCGCCCGUUGAUGGUCUAUCCUUCCGGAAGGCCUUUCCUCUGCCGCCAGUUCAGAGAGACAUGCAGUUGUCAUUCGACGGGCGACUGGCGGUCUCCAGUAAUUCCACAUUUCCCGUCUUUUGCUCCGUUUAG